Setaria italica (foxtail millet) is the source of this 2307-nucleotide messenger RNA. Its product is annotated as heterogeneous nuclear ribonucleoprotein Q. The record is from RefSeq and is a predicted model, not a curated record. NCBI's taxonomy places the organism in Eukaryota, Viridiplantae, Streptophyta, Magnoliopsida, Poales, Poaceae. Bases 468 to 2033 code for a protein of 521 amino acids. Gene Ontology annotation, molecular function: mRNA binding. Gene Ontology annotation, cellular component: nucleus. The transcript is spliced from 9 exons.
ACUGAGCCUCGCUCGACUUGGGUUCCGUCCUCGUCCCAUUGCCGCCGCAUUGCGUCGUUCUCCUCCGGCUAGGGUAGUUUCUCCGUUGGCUUUCCGAUCUCCAAGCUUGCCGCGGGCAGCUUCGGAUCACUCUGAGCCCGCUCAAUUAUACUUCAGAUAGCAUCUUCUUUGCCUGUCCUCUUUAACAUACUCUUGUUGACGGUGCUAUCAUAUUCUUGAUAACCUUCCGUACUGCCUAUCUGAGGAUACUGCUAUUUCUGCAUUUGUUCCUCAACAGUCACUUGCUUUGUGGUUCCAUAUUCCAUUUGGAUACCCAUGGCUGAAUCCAUUUCGAGAUUAUUACAUAUAUUUUGUUCUAGCUGUUUCUGUUGUUUUUUUCCCUAUCCAUUCAUCAUCACUUUGCUCCCCCAAUAUUGUUGGUUCCUGUGCUCUUUCCAAAGUUUUCUUGAAACUUUGAGCUUUGAAAGAUGCCAAGGAGCACAGAAAAUGCUCUCAGACAAGAAGACCAUUUGGAGUUCGAUGAUCCUGAUGAGGUAGAUGAAGAGGAAGUUGAGUAUGAAGAAAUUGAGGAGGAGGUUGAGUAUGAAGAGGUAGAGGAGGAUGAGGAGGAAGAGGAGGAGGAAAAAUCUGAAGUUGUGUGUGAAGUUGAUGCUAAGCAUGAGAGUAAAAUGGUAGAUCAGAAGGAUGAGGAAGAAAAAGAGAAGCAUGCUGAGCUUCUUGCUCUUCCUCCUCAUGGAUCUGAAGUGUAUGUUGGGGGCAUCUCAGAUGUAUCUUCUGAAGAUCUCAAAAAACUAUUUGAGUCGGUUGGAGAAGUUGUGGAAGUGCGAAUACGAGGAAAGGGGGAUAACAAGCUGUAUGCUUUUGUUAAUUUCAGAACUAAAGAACUGGCUUUAAAGGCCAUCCAAAAGCUGAACAAUAAAGACCUAAAGGGAAAGAAGAUAAAGGUUUCUUCGUCCCAGGCAAAGAACAGGCUAUUUAUUGGGAAUAUACCCCAAGAUUGGACACAGGAUGAUUUCAAAAAUGCAGUGGAAGAAGUUGGUCCUGGAGUUUUAAAAGUCAAUCUCCCGAAGGCACCACGUUCAGAUUGCCAUAAGGGCUAUGGCUUUAUUGAAUACUACAACCAGGCAUGUGCAGAGUAUGCCAGGCAGAAGAUGUCUACCCCAGAAUUCAAACUAGAUACAAAUGCUCCUACUGUCAAUUGGGCAGAUACUAAGAAUAGUGGUGAAUCUGCCUCUACUGCGAAGCAGGUUAAAUCUCUUUAUGUCAAAAACCUGCCCAAGACUGUUACUGAAGAGCAGCUGAGAACGCUGUUUGAGCACCUUGGAGAAAUUACAAAAGUUGUUCUUCCUCCUGCAAAAGCUGGUCAUGAAAAUCGGUACGGUUUUGUUCACUUUAAGGAACGGUACAUGGCUAUUAAGGCUCUGAAGAACACCGAGAGAUAUGAACUUGAUGGUCAGCUACUGGAUUGUUCACUUGCAAAAGCAGACAAGAAGGAUGAUACUAUAUCAGUACCUAAUACAAAAGCAGGUCCAUUGCUGCCAAGUUAUACCCCACUUGGAUAUGGACUGUCGGGGGCCUAUAAUCCACUUGGAAAUGGACUGGCAGGCGCUUAUAAUCCACUUGGAAAUGGACUGGCAGGCGCUUAUAAUCCACUUGGAAAUGGACUGGCAGGUGCUUAUAAUCGACUUGGAAAUGGAUUGGCAGGUGCUUAUAAUCGACUUGGAAAUGGAUUGGCUGGUGCUUAUGGUGUGCUUCCUGCUCCUGCUGCACAGCCAAUUUUGUAUGCUCCAGGUGCUCCUUCAGGUUCAACAAUGAUCCCAAUGGUUCUACCAGAUGGCCGUCUUGUAUAUGUACCACAGGCUGCAGGGCAGCAAACUGUGCAUGUGGCUUCGCCUCCAUCACAGCAAGGUGGUCAUCGUUAUGGUGGUAGCAGUGGUGGUGGAUCCGGCUCUGGUGGAAGGCGGCAGAGAGGAGAUGACCGCGGUAGUACUAGUAGCAACAACAGCCGCAGGGGCCGACACCGUCCAUACUGAUGUUUGCAAAGGUUGCUGUUAGCGUUUAGAAGUUAGAACCUAGGACAAAAGAAUGCCUCUGUUGCAGUACCUGGAUCUGGAUGGCUACCACCUAAUAGCUGGAGACUGUACUUUGUAGUUUGCACUAGCGUUUAUUUUCCUCGGUCUGUAACGAACCGCUGUAGAACCAAUAAUACUGCAAACCGUAGAUGUAGCUUGGGAUGCUAUCCAUCAGGCUUCAAGAACAGUUUUGCUGUGCUCACUGCUAUGGUCUACAUUUGUGUCUGUUUGAUCA